GGCUAGCUAGACGUCUGGGCAGCCCCAGCGCAAAGCGCAGCAGCCUGUCUUCUCUUCUUCCCGCACUGUGCGCUCCUCCUGGGCUAAGGCGUCUGGAGCAAGUCCCGGAGGCUUCCGCCUCCCAGACAGACGACGGGUCACCUGGACGCUAGCCUGAGUCCGGGUCGCGUCGUUGCCGAAGUCACCGGGCACGACCGUGGGACUCCGUCGGUCUCGGAUUAAUCCCGGAGAGCCAGAGCCAACCUCUCCUGGUCAGAGAUGCGACCCUCAGGGACCGCGAGAACGAAGCUGCUGGUGCUGCUGGCCGCGCUCUGCGCCGCAGGUGGGGCGCUGGAGGAAAAGAAAGUUUGCCAAGGCACAAGUAACAGGCUCACCCAACUGGGCACUUUUGAAGACCACUUUCUGAGCCUGCAGAGGAUGUUCAACAACUGUGAAGUGGUCCUUGGGAACUUGGAAAUUACCUAUGUGCAAAGGAAUUAUGACCUUUCCUUCUUAAAGACCAUCCAGGAGGUGGCUGGCUAUGCGCUCAUUGCCCUCAACACUGUGGAGAGAAUCCCUUUGGAGAACCUGCAGAUCAUCAGGGGAAAUGCUCUCUAUGAAAAUACCUAUGCCUUAGCUGUCCUGUCCAACUAUGGGGCAAACAGAACUGGACUGAGGGAACUGCCCAUGCGGAACUUACAGGAAAUCCUGACUGGUGCUGUGCGAUUCAGCAACAACCCCGUCCUCUGCAAUAUGGAGACUAUCCAGUGGAAGGACAUCGUCCAAAAUGUCUUUCUGAGCAACAUGUCAAUGGACUUACAGAGCCCCCUGAGCAGCUGCCCAAAAUGUGAUCCAAGCUGUCCCAAUGGAAGCUGCUGGGGAAGAGGAGAGGAGAACUGCCAGAAAUUGACCAAAAUCAUCUGUGCCCAGCAAUGUUCCCGGCGUUGUCGUGGCAGGUCACCCAGUGACUGCUGCCACAACCAGUGUGCCGCAGGGUGUACAGGACCCCGAGAGAGUGACUGUCUGGUCUGCCACAAGUUCCGAGAUGAAGACACAUGCAAAGACACCUGCCCACCACUCAUGCUGUACAACCCCACCACAUAUCAGAUGGAUGUCAACCCUGAGGGGAAGUACAGCUUUGGUGCCACCUGUGUGAAGAAGUGCCCCCGAAACUAUGUGGUGACAGAUCAUGGCUCCUGUGUCAGGGCCUGUGGGCCUGACUACUACGAAGUGGAAGAAGAUGGAGUCCGAAAGUGUAAAAAAUGUGAUGGGCCCUGUCGCAAAGUUUGUAAUGGCAUAGGCAUUGGUGAAUUUAAAGACACACUCUCCAUAAAUGCUACAAACAUCAAACACUUCAAAUACUGCACUGCCAUCAGCGGGGACCUUCACAUCCUGCCAGUGGCCUUUAAGGGGGAUUCUUUCACACGCACGCCUCCUCUAGAUCCACGGGAACUAGAAAUUCUAAAAACUGUAAAGGAAAUAACAGGGUUUUUGCUGAUUCAAGCUUGGCCUGAAAACUGGACUGAUCUCAACGCUUUUGAGAACCUAGAAAUAAUACGUGGCAGAACAAAGCAACAUGGUCAAUUUUCUCUGGCGGUUGUUGGCCUGAACAUAACAUCGCUGGGAUUGCGUUCCCUCAAGGAGAUCAGUGAUGGGGAUGUGAUCGUUUCUGGAAACCGAAAUUUGUGCUAUGCAAACACAAUAAACUGGAAAAAACUCUUCGGCACACCCAAUCAGAAAACCAAAAUCAUGAACAACAGAGCCGAGAAAGACUGCAAGGCCACGAACCACGUCUGCAAUCCUUUAUGCUCCUCAGAAGGCUGCUGGGGCCCAGAGCCCAGGGACUGUGUCUCCUGCCAGAAUGUGAGCAGAGGCAGGGAGUGCGUGGAGAAGUGCAACAUCCUGGAGGGGGAACCGAGGGAGUUUGUGGAAAAUUCUGAAUGCAUCCAGUGCCAUCCAGAAUGUCUGCCCCAGACCAUGAACAUCACCUGUACAGGCCGGGGGCCAGACAACUGCAUCCAGUGUGCCCACUACGUUGAUGGCCCACACUGUGUCAAGACCUGCCCAGCUGGCAUCAUGGGGGAGAACAACACCCUGGUCUGGAAGUAUGCAGAUGCCAAUAAUGUCUGCCACCUCUGCCAUGCAAACUGUACCUAUGGAUGUGCUGGACCAGGUCUUCAGGGCUGUGGACCACCAGAAGGGACAAAGAUCCCAUCUAUCGCCACUGGGAUUGUGGGUGGCCUCCUCUUCAUAGUGGUGGUGGCCCUUGGGAUUGGCCUAUUCAUGCGAAGGCGUCACAUUGUUCGAAAGCGUACACUACGCCGCCUGCUUCAAGAGAGAGAGCUUGUGGAACCUCUCACACCCAGCGGAGAAGCUCCAAACCAAGCCCACUUGAGGAUAUUAAAGGAAACAGAGUUCAAAAAGAUCAAAAUUCUGGGUUCAGGAGCAUUUGGCACAGUGUAUAAGGGUCUCUGGAUCCCAGAAGGUGAGAAAGUGAAAAUCCCUGUGGCCAUCAAGGAGUUAAGAGAAGCCACAUCUCCAAAAGCCAACAAGGAAAUCCUUGACGAAGCCUAUGUGAUGGCCAGUGUGGACAACCCUCAUGUAUGCCGCCUCCUGGGCAUCUGUCUGACCUCCACUGUCCAGCUCAUUACACAGCUCAUGCCUUAUGGUUGCCUUCUGGACUAUGUCCGAGAACACAAGGACAACAUUGGCUCCCAGUACCUACUCAACUGGUGUGUGCAGAUCGCAAAGGGUAUGAACUACCUGGAAGACCGGCGUUUGGUGCACCGUGACCUGGCAGCCAGGAAUGUACUGGUGAAGACACCACAGCAUGUCAAGAUCACAGAUUUUGGGUUGGCCAAACUGCUUGGUGCUGAGGAGAAGGAAUACCAUGCAGAGGGGGGCAAAGUGCCUAUCAAGUGGAUGGCUUUGGAAUCAAUUUUGCACCGAAUUUAUACACACCAAAGCGAUGUCUGGAGCUAUGGAGUCACCGUGUGGGAACUGAUGACCUUUGGAUCCAAGCCUUAUGAUGGAAUCUCCGCAAGUGAGAUCUCAUCCAUCCUAGAGAAAGGAGAACGCCUUCCACAGCCACCUAUCUGCACCAUCGAUGUCUACAUGAUCAUGGUCAAGUGCUGGAUGAUAGAUGCUGAUAGCCGCCCAAAGUUCCGAGAGUUGAUUCUUGAAUUCUCCAAAAUGGCCCGAGACCCGCAACGCUACCUUGUUAUCCAGGGGGAUGAGAGAAUGCAUUUGCCAAGCCCUACAGACUCCAACUUUUACCGAUCCCUGAUGGAUGAAGAGGACAUGGAAGAUGUAGUUGAUGCUGAUGAGUACCUUAUCCCACAGCAAGGCUUCUUCAACAGCCCGUCCACAUCACGGACUCCCCUCUUGAGCUCUCUGAGUGCAACCAGCAACAAUUCCACUGUGGCUUGCAUUAAUAGAAAUGGGAGCUGCCGUGUCAAAGAAGAUGGCUUCCUGCAGCGGUACAGCUCCGACCCCACCAGAGUCCUAACAGAGGACAACAUAGAUGACGCGUUCCUCCCUGCACCUGAAUAUAUAAACCAAUCUGUUCCCAAGAGGCCGGCAGGCUCUGUGCAGAACCCUGUCUAUCACAAUCAGCCCCUCCAUCCAGCUCCUGGAAGAGACCUGCAUUAUCAAAAUCCCCAUAGCAAUGCAGUGGGCAACCCUGAGUAUCUCAACACUGCCCAGCCUACCUGUCUCAGUAGUGGGUUUAACAGCCCUGCCUUCUGGAUCCAGAAAGGCAGCCAUCAAAUGAACCUGGACAACCCUGACUACCAGCAGGACUUCUUCCCCAAGGAAACCAAGCCAAAUGGCAUCUUUAAGGGCCCCACAGCUGAAAAUGCAGAGUACCUACGGGUGGCACCUCCAAGCAGUGAGUUUAUCGGAGCAUGACAUGAAGGGGCAUCAUACCAGCUAUAAAAUGCCUGGACUUUCUAAAAGCCCAGGAUCAAGCCAUGGCAGCACCUCUACUCCUGACAGCCAUGCCCAUGUUGUGUCAAAUGUCAAACCCUCAGACUGCCUUUAAAGCAUAACUCUGAUGGGCUUUGUCACUGAGCCAAGAAGUGGGCCCCUCCCCUGAUGCACUUUGGGAAGUUGAAGGUACAUUAGUUGAUCUUCGAACUGUGAAGAUUCCACAAAAAGGUAUCCAUCAAGAACAUUGUCCAUUGGAACAGAAAUUUGCCUCAUGGUGAGGUACCUAGGGGAAAAACAGACGUGGAGCAUAUUGCUUAGGGAACUUUGGGAUUCUUGCCUUUAUUGAUUUGAUUCAUGCACUCUUGUAGUCUGGGUGCAGAGUUGCCUGGAGCCAACUGACACACAGUUGGUUCCACCAGCUCUGCAUCAAGAUAAUUCCAUGGCAAGACAACUAAAUACACAAGAAGUCCUGGAUUCCCUGAGCAGGCCACACUUGUACAGCAUUAAACCAUGGCAGGUACAAUAGGAUAAGCCACUUGUUACUUACUGGGGCUGGGAGAAGAGGAAUGACGGGGUAGACUUUUCCUUUGGACUUACUUUUUGUAUAAAUAUGUCCCUUGCAUUUAACAUGCUCUAGUUUACCAGUGUUUUCUGACUAUUAGACUUCCUUCUAUGUUUUCUGUUUCGUUGUUUUGAGUUGUAAAUAUGCUUUCCUGUCUUCAUUUCAUGAAGUAAGCAAACAAAAAACCCAGUAUUAAGUAUUAUCAAAGAACAACCAUGAUUCCACAUUUGAACCCACUCAAACUAUCAGUAUUGUGACCAAAAGCCUUUAACUAAGGAGUAACCAUGCAAAAAUCCAGAGAGGAAUUUAACACAAAAUUUUAGUCUCAGCAUUGGGUCUGCUGAGUCAUGUAUAUGAGACUAAAAAAGUGAAGCUGCUCUUCAAAUCCACUUUACCUUCACCCCUCUCCACCCUAAAUCUAGUGUAAACCACACAUGGAGGAUAACUUUUUAAUCUUAAAAGUGUUUACUGGAGGUAUAUUUUCCUCCCUGGAGGAAACUGCCUCCAAACAUUUUCUCUCCCUUUUAGAAAAAUGGCCUAGGUUUCCAUGUAAUAAGGGGCAGCCUGUGGUAGGCUUGGUAUGCAGGUCCCAAGAAAGAAAAUGUUAAGAAGAGUGGAAUGCAAUAGUCUUCUGAAAGUGACAUGAUGACAGUGCUCCCAUGGAUGCUUGCAGGGAGGAAGGGAUUCAACUCCAAGUGAUCUCACCAUCAUCGGUGCAUCCAGUACACAAGACCUCCUUACAGCCCGAUUAGAUAAUAGCCAUUUUUGGUAAACAAUAUUGUAAUGAUCUCAGGAUCCAUCUCUUCCCAUUUACCAAAUGAUGGAUAGACAUGGACUCAUAAACACUAACCAUAAGGCAAAACAAUGAGUGUCCGACAAGACAUCGACCAGGCACCAGAGCACAGAGCAGGAUGGGGCAUUCUGUCGGAGAUAUCUAGAAAGUUCACAAAGGAGACAAGACUGCCCACUAUCUUCUAAGAUCUAAAGGUCAUAAAUACCAGGGAAAUGGAAAGUAUGUUUCCUUACAGCAGUGGGUCCUCAACCUUCCUAAUGCUGUGACCCUUUAAUACAGUUCCUCAUGUGUGGUAACUUCCAACCAUAAAGUUAUUUUUUGUUGCUACUUCAUUACUGUAAUUUUGCUACCCUUACAAAACACAAUGUAAAUAUCUGAUAUGCUAUCUGAUAUGUAGGUUAUCUGACAGGGGUCGAAACCCACAGGUUGGGAACCACUACCUUCAAGGCUUCAACCAAGAGAGCAGUGGCCAGAGGGCUUUUCUAGCAAGUCAGGGAGGGGCAAGGCCAAUCAUCCUCACAUGAUUGCUGCUCCCUCAGGCCUGCAAAUGAAGCUUGAAGCAUCCUCUGGGUUUCCUAACUGUUAUCCAUUCCUGGCUUUCAUCUAUGAAAAUAGAUGUCAUCUGUGAAGUUAAGUAGUGAGGAGAUUAAGCAGCCUUUAUAGAGUGAAAUUCCAUGUUAUCACCAGGAAAUGCCACGUUGAUCACAGAGAACACAGAGGAGACAUUUAGGCAGGAUUUUGCUCAAAAUUGGGAUAUGGAAUGAGCCUGUCAGGUACCUAUCAGGAGCAGAUAAUCGAUGAGAGAAAACCGUUGCAAGCCACUCAAAUUGUAGCAAUGAAAUCCUAUUAUUUUUGUACUUUGAAAUACUUUCUUAUAACAAAAUAAAGUAGCAAAAACUAUUUAGACUUGCUUGUCUUCUUACUUAAGUACUCCGCAUAAAGUUUAGUUAUCGGGGUUAAGGUUGUGUUUGCCAAUGUGUCCUCACUGUGUCUGUGCAGGGAGACAUGGGGCUGUGAGCCCUCCAAAGCAGUUCCUUUUGCAGUGGUUCUCAACCUUCCUCAUGUAGUUCCUAAUACAGUACCCCAUGUUGUGGUGGUACCCCAACCAUCAAAUUAUUUUGUUGAAACUUUAUAGUUGUAAUUUCCUACCGUUAGGAAUUGUAAUAUAAAUAUCUGAUAUGUGUUUCAAAAGUACCUUAGCAGCCACUGGGGGUAAAAGAAAGGUACAGAGCAGGAAGGCACCAUACUGGGACCAGCAUUUCAUUACAUCCCUGGAAGUCUUAGCUCAGCUUAACUCUUCCACAAUUAACCAGUCUCAUUUGCCUUGAGAAAGUAGGGCAUCUUUCUACUAAUUGUUUCUCAGUCCAAUCUUACGUAAACUUUUUCUAUGUCUUGACCCCCAUCCUGGCUUUUGGACAAUUCAUGGGAAAAUAAAUAUAUAGAGCUAACAUUUACAUGGGCACAAAUGUUUUUGUGGUCUAAAAAGAGCUCCUAUCAUCAUACCAUAUAAAAAUUACUGUUUAGCUCAUGGUGAAAAAUGAUAAUCACUUAAAUGCUAAAUUUUCUGUGAGUCCCUGCUAUCAUAGGCUUUAUAGAUAGAAGCCCAGGCAAAGCACAAAAUUGCAUUCCAACUAAUAAAAUAGUUUAGGCAUUUGUCGGAGACUUUUUUGUUUGUUUGUUUUACCAUCCCACCCGAUCCCAAACUGUAGACAUAAAAGAACCUGGACUGCAGAAGCACUGAAGCACUGGGUCUUGGGCUGGGCUACCAUGAUAAAUUUCCAGCCUGUACAGUUUCAACCUAAUCCUUCUUAAGUCCAUGGACUUUUCAGAGUACCUCCAGGAUAUUGCAAUAAACAUCAAAGUUUAAAGAGCCACUGUAAAAGGCUUGAUAAGGGGACCAUUGACACUCACGAGUGGCUGCCCAUCUGUGGUUCAUUCAUAUUGGAUCUUUGGUUGCACUUGUAUAAGACAAAGCUGGUACAUGAAGAUUAUGUAUCUGCAUCUAUCCUCACUGCAAAUGAAAAGUACCUGGAUCGCUUAGAAAGGCUUCCCCAGUCCCUGCAGUCUCAAGCAGUCAGAAUCCCAGAGGGGUACCCCACCCUUAAUUCUAAUCCUCAUCUGCAACAUCUUCAUCCAUGGUACAGGCUGGCUACUCUACUCUGCCCAAAAUAAAACCCCUAGUUAGGGAGGCUCCAUGGCUCACAGAAAGCAUAAUUUGCAGUCACCACUAUUCCUAUGAAUUGUCCAUAAAUGUAGCCUUUCCAAAAUUCUCUUUUUUUUUUCCAGCAAAACCUUUAUCCUGAAAAGGGUUAAUAUCUAAAUCUGGGCCUUGCUAAAGUCCUAGGACACCUUGCAAAUGUCCUCGGACAUUUUGUGUUAUCUAAGAAACAAGUCAUAAAAACCCAACACUUCCCACCUCCCCACAUUGAAUGAGCUGUUCCCACUUAAGAAGCAGAUGUUAAAGUUAUGCUUAAUCUCUACUUUCUUUUGAUAAGCUUGUGUUUGUAUUAAAACAUAAUGAUCUGUUUACAUGUCCUUGCUUGGGAGGUGUAAAACCAUAACUGAGAAGAAAUCCAUCACUCUUUUUCUCAGCCUCAUCUACUAUUCCAGAGACAAAAAUCUUGGUACUAUUGAAGCCCCAUGUAGACAGAAUUUGUAAAUGUAAAUGUAUUUUUGUAUCUGAUUUUAGUAUAUGGUCCUCUUUAUGUAGCAUUGAACUUUGUAAAGUAUAUUUUUUUAGGAAACUCAUUGGUUUGGGGGGAUUUUUGUUGUUUUUAAAAAGAAAACUGCUUUGGAAAAACUGCAAUAGAAUCAAAAUUUGAAACUGAAAUCUUUGUUAAAAACUGUUCGACUGAGGUGAGGAGAGAAGUCUCUUUUCUCUUAGGUGAAUGCUCUGCCUCAUUACAGAGCUAAGCUAGAUAGGUCAUUUCCACAGUGAAUGAGAGGAGGGUCAUUUUAGUAGCAUUACAUGCAGAAAAGAUGAAAGACAUAUGAGCUUAGUGCUGGUCUGAGAAGAAGCUGGGGAUUCUGGGGCAAUGUCAGCUUAAGGAUUGCUGCCCGCUCAUUACUACUAGAGGAAUUUAAAUGAGGGUCAUUCUCUGAUCAUCUGCCAGUAUGACCUUGUAAAUGAAUGAGAUUCAAUGAUACAACACUUUGUUGGUUUACAUAUGCUAAUGCAACAUUAACAUCAAUUAUUUUGUUUUUAUAGUUACAAUGUCAUUCACUUACUAGUGUGUCCUAGAAAUGUCUGGAAAGCCACAAUAAUAUGUAUGCUUGUUUGAGUUACUUAAUAUAUUCCUGAAACCUAUCACAUGCAAACAUGGUCACUCUAGACAAACCUUUCAUGGUGCAGUUAUACAUGCACCAUAAAAUCACCUAGGCUGAUUUUACAACUCUUGAAAUCCAGCCACACUCAAGAAACCAUCAAAUGUGAGUCACCAUGGGGUAAAACUUGAGAAUUUUUACUUUUCAAAAGUCCUAAGUCCCUUCUCAUGUAUAGAGUCAUACAUGAUUUUUUAACUCUGUUUAGGAUUAAAAAUAUAUAUAUAUAUACAAGCCCAGAGAAUAGCCCUAGACUCAUAGGUGACUCAGGAGAUGUGGAUGGAAUCUAGGCCCAGAGAACUCUAAGCCUGCUUGUCAGCAUCUUUCUGGGAAGUAGGGGUGUCAGGAACCUAGUUAGGAUUUCCAUGGCAGCUACCUGGGCAUUUAAAAUGUCUUGCCAAUGGUCAAGAAGCUAAAGAAGUGAAACACAGACAUCCCCAGCACCAUUUUUGUGUUACCUAAGCAAACUCUAUAAAGAAUGAGUGUCAGGAAAGUAAAGGUUUUAUGAUGCUUACACAUCUAACUUCAUUUGCAAUCUACCAGUCUGUGCUAACCCAUGAACUUCUAUCUCCCAGAAGGAAAACCUUGGCCUAUUAGUUUGACUGCAAUGGGCAGAUUGCUAAAUACUUACGUGUCUUUUGUAAGAAUAAAACUCCAAAAAGAGGAAUCUUGCAUUAAGAAACACACACACUAUACUGGGAUAAACACUGAAGCAACUAAUCCAGAUUUUUCUGCCAUGUGUGUAUGCACAGUGAUCUUCAUGUCUCGCCUGAAUUACCAACAAAAUUUCCAGGAGUCAUUACCUCACACCAGCAGAAAAAUAUAUGAAAGCAUUUGAGUUUAUACAUCUUACAUGCACUUUUUAUUUGGAAAAUGUAAUGCCAUACUCUCUUGAUUUGGAUACAAAGUAUUGUUACUGUAUAAUACAAAUGUGUAGAAAUGAUGACACCCCAGAAUAUAAUGACUCUUUCUAGAUGUGAUGACAUGACUAACCACAGACAGCAGUAAUCUCAUGUUAGCUUCAUUCACGCAAUAGCUUUAGAGCUUCUUAUAUGGCACAUUUUAACUUUGUAAAGUCAUGCAAUAAUGAAAGCAAUAUUUGUACAAAUGCAAAGCAAGAUCUCUUUUACCUACUGUUGAUUAAAAUAAGUUGAUUGUACAUUAAGUAUUAAAAACUGGAUGUAUGUUCUUCGUUGUUUGCUACUCAUAAGAACUUAAUGAUUUGCAUUCUUUGUUAACAGUGCAGUAUACUUCCUGUUAUUAUUCAUAUCUGACUAUAGACACUUUCUUGACUUUUUAUUGUUUUUAAAUUUAUUUUGACUUAACUUGCUGAUUUUGUGGUGCUCUGUGGACCAAUGAGCUGUAUUCCCCAUCCCAACUGAAAACAUUUUUAAAAAAUUAAUAAACCUUAUUUUCAGACAA
Messenger RNA from Mastomys coucha (southern multimammate mouse), 10007 nucleotides. It is a transcript of the gene Egfr, whose product is annotated as epidermal growth factor receptor. Gene Ontology annotation, cellular component: signaling receptor complex; basal plasma membrane. NCBI's taxonomy places the organism in Eukaryota, Metazoa, Chordata, Mammalia, Rodentia, Muridae. The transcript has 28 exons. The record is from RefSeq and is a predicted model, not a curated record. Gene Ontology annotation, biological process: cell surface receptor protein tyrosine kinase signaling pathway; positive regulation of kinase activity; protein phosphorylation. Bases 259 to 3888 code for a protein of 1209 amino acids. Gene Ontology annotation, molecular function: epidermal growth factor binding; ATP binding; epidermal growth factor receptor activity.